AUGUCAGACACCCCCGAAGAGCGGGCCACCGAGCCGAACACAAGUGCAGAUCCGAUGGAUGUGAUGCCGUCGCGUGACUGUACGUUUAGAGACCCGAGAUUUCAAAACGCCAACGCUACCCGUUACUGCUACACCCAUUACGUCGAUUACCACCGUUGUCAACAUGUAUUAGGUAAAGACGAACCGGAUUGCGAAAUAUUUAAAAAAACGUACCAGCGAAUGUGCCCGAAUUCUUGGAUAGAUCGUUGGGACGGACAAAGAAAAAAAGGCAAUUUUGCGAGGAAUUGCAAAACUGAACUCGACUGA
Molecule: messenger RNA, 306 nt
Organism: Cinara cedri
Lineage: Eukaryota; Metazoa; Arthropoda; Insecta; Hemiptera; Aphididae
Source: the annotation of a GenBank genome assembly